UGUGGACACGUGUGCAGUUUGUCUCUUGCCUUGAUUCCGCACAUUUUAUGAGUCUGUAGGGUUUUCCCUCGGUAGAAUGUCUAAUGUUCAAGAUUUGCCCAUAGACAUCCACAGUGGAAAGCUCUUGGACUGGCUGGUUAGUCGACGGCAUUGUCAGAGAGAUUGGCAGAAGAAUGUACUGGUUAUUCGAGAGAAGAUUAAGCAUGCUAUUCUGGACAUGCCAGAGUCGGAUGAAGUGGUGAAGCUUCUACAAGGAAGUUAUAUCAAUUAUUUUCACUGCCAACGUAUAAUUGAAAUUUUGCGCGAGACUGAAAAGGAUACAAAAAAUUUCUUGGGUUUUUAUUCGUCACAGCGGAUGAAGGAUUGGCAAGAAAUAGACUCUUUAUACAAGAAAAAUAAUGUAUAUCUGGCCGAGUCUGCUCAGAUACUGCAACGGCUUGUCCAGUAUGAGAUUCCUGGCUUGAAAAAACAAAUAACCAAAGCAGAGCAAGCACUCACGGACAGUGUAAAGAAGGAAAAAGACUAUUUGAAGCAAGCAGACGAUGGGCGAAAGCUGUACGAGAAAGAGUUGAGUCGUAUAGGGAUCCAGGGUCAUGCUCUUCGGGCUGAAUUGCUAGCCCUAGCUGCCGAUCUUCCAUCUUUUUUUGCCCAAGUUACUGAUGACAUUAUACAUCUCAAAGAAGCACGCGACUAUUACCUCCAUUUUCGAGAUUAUAUCCACCAAGGCAAGAAACUGCCAUCAAAAGUCCUUCCUCUUCUUUCGUUGUUAUUGGAAAAAGGAGCGGCACUCACCGCAUUUGAGUUCAAGUAUGGAACUGCCCCGUCAAGAAUCGAGACGCCAUCCUUUGACCUAUUGUUGAAAGAGGAUGAGAAGAAGUCAGAUGGUGAUGAAAUUGACUUUGGAGAUGAUGACAUUGAUUUUGGUGACGAUAUAGAGGUUGACUCUUCUGCGGUUGUUGCCGACAUCGACGUUGUGGCCGAUACCAGCGGAGCUGUUGGAGAAUCUGUCGCUCGUGGUGAAGACGCUCUGGGCGUGAUAGAAAAUCCGGACACUCAGAAGAUUAUCAAGAAUGAGCUAAGCGAGUUGUUAGCUUUCCUAACUAUGCGCAAGGAAGAUGAAGAGCGGGAGACAUCUUCGGACAUGUUCAUCCGUGGAUUUGAGAAAAGACCAGCUGAUGUCGGCAAGGUGACACUUGCUCAGCUUGGAGAUUGGAUCAGUAAGAUAAACCUGAUUCUUAGCCAGCUGUCGGAUCAGCAAAAAAUUCAUCUUUUCCGGAUUAGAUCUUCACCGCAGUUUGUUGAAAAGCUCGUCGAAGAAAUUGAAGCGAAGCGAGGGCUAGAGAGUCGAUAUAAGAAAAUGGCUGCCUUGAUGGUUGAGAAACAAAAGGAGGCACAAGAGCAGACUGCUAAGGCUGGUCAAGAAUUGCAGACUGUUAUCGCUUCCACGAAACAGCUCCAGAAACAGCUUGAAGAGGAAAUCUCAAAAAAGUACGAUGGUCGAAGGGUCAACAUCAUGGGAGGCAUAACCGCAGCUCUUGCCAGCCGUUAAUUUCGCAGUUUAUGAUGAUUUCUGAGAGAUUCUCGCAUGUUUAUUUUAUGUCACUUCUUUUUUGUUAUCAGUGGUCCUUUUCUAAUUUCAAAGAGAUUUAUUUAUUGCUGUAUAAUCCUUAUCUGUAUGUAACUUUUUGAACCGUCUCUUUUCUAUUUAUGAUAGUGAUCAGAAAGCGUAAACAUCUCUCAGUUAUGAUAAACCUUGAGGUAUUCUAUAUUCACUUCUUUUUGUCUCCGC
Molecule: messenger RNA, 1789 nt
Organism: Cylicocyclus nassatus
Lineage: Eukaryota; Metazoa; Nematoda; Chromadorea; Rhabditida; Strongylidae
Source: the annotation of a GenBank genome assembly